Melanotaenia boesemani (Boeseman's rainbowfish) is the source of this 2698-nucleotide messenger RNA. RefSeq names its product protein phosphatase 1, regulatory subunit 15B. The record is from RefSeq and is a predicted model, not a curated record. Gene Ontology annotation, molecular function: protein phosphatase regulator activity. Bases 309 to 2003 code for a protein of 564 amino acids. Gene Ontology annotation, biological process: response to endoplasmic reticulum stress. Lineage: Eukaryota; Metazoa; Chordata; Actinopteri; Atheriniformes; Melanotaeniidae. The transcript has 3 exons. Gene Ontology annotation, cellular component: protein phosphatase type 1 complex; endoplasmic reticulum.
GCUCUGUCCAUCCAUAGCACGCCUUGACGUCAUCUCGUUUAUAAAAUGGGUGGUGGUGCAACGUCGAGACAAUUACUCCUACUACAACGAAGACUACACAACUGAGAAACAUGGAGAAACUAUGUGAGCACAUCUGACGAAGACGAUCGAAAAAUAGCGCAAACCUGCCUGAAAAUGAAGCGACAACACAGCGACGCAUAUCUGUCACCGACAAAUACCUGGAAUCUAUUGGGUUUUGUUGAGGAAUACCAGAAUACGUGAGAUUUUUCCGUAAAACACGCUUUAAUCCGAGAAGAAAGAAGUUAAAAAUGGCUACGAGUGUUGUUUCCGAGAAGGGCUCAGAGCGGACGGCGAUGGAGAGUUUCGGUAGCGGAGGGAUGGCGCUUUUGCCUUGGACUAAACAAAUGCUCACCGUGCUGUGGGAACAGCUUCGGCUGCUGGUUCAGGUCAUUUACUACACUUUCAUGUCAGUUUUCCAAAUGUUCAGGUUUGAAGUUCAUGUGAGAAUCACCGAUGAGACAGGCGAGCACAUCCAGCAUAUGAGCACAGCAGCAAAUUCUCCAGAAACCUUCCUGUUUUCCUCGGUGGUCAGUGGUUCGAAUCCCCUCUCUAAUUUCUGUGCUGACACCAGUGACCCAUUCACGGGAAAAUCUACUGCUGAGGCCUUGCUGUCCAGUCUGCGUGCUGACGAUCUGUGCUGCGGACUUGUGGACGACUUUGUGUCAGCAAGUAAAGAGGACGGCAUCUUUCUUGGACACCAAUCCACGUGGAAAAUGGGCUUCCCCGGCGACUGGAACAUCUUUGUAUCAAGCAGCGACAGCUGUAGUUCAAACAACACCUGCCAUAAAAGCAAAGAGAAGGUCUUCAAACAAGAUCUAUCUAAGGAGAAAGUUUCCCAACCGGACACUUCAGAGGAGGAGAGAAGUUUUCAUUGGAGCAGUGAGGAAGAACAGAACAUUGUCGAAUUUGAGAGUGAGGAAAGUAAGGCGCUUUGGGAGUCUUUGUCAAAGUCCAGUGAUCCAUACAACCCUUUCUUUUUCUCUGCCUGCAUUUCAACCAGCACAGACAUGGGAAAAAUUAAAGGUGAAAUGAGAGACAACAGUGAGGCUGACCUUAAGUCAGCGAGCAAGGCCAGCAAAGAGAUGUUGGGGUCUCCAGGGCUGAAUAUGUGGGUCUGUCGCUCCGACAGUGAGAGCAGCUGGGCCGGUUCAGAGGGCUCGGGCGCUGAUUUCGACAAGGAGGAAAAUGACAGGCUUUGGGAGUUCUUCAGCAGUCCUGAAGACCCCUACAAUCCCAUGUGCUUCACUGCUAGCACAGUGAGCUGCACAUCUCCCCAAACAACCUCUAAACAACAGGCCUCACUUCCUGCACCUCCCCCCAAGUUUGAUACAGACACAGAGGAGAAGGAGAGCAGCUUUCCUCCUUCAGAGGAUGACGAGGAAGAGCUAAUGUGGAAAUCUCUCUGUCAAAAGAAUGACCCAUACCACCCUCUAAACUUCAAGGCAGGCCUUCAGAGUUCAACAACAACAUUCCAACAUGACAAGGACCAAACUCUCCCUGAUGUCCACCACACCAAAAAUACUCCCACAAAAACCAAGAAGCAAACAAAAGCAUUCAGAAAACCCAGAGAGGUCAAGCCUGCUCUGCCAGAGAGGCAGUUAAAGAAGCACUGCCAUCCAGACAAAACACUGGCACCCUGGAAAAGGCCGAAGCAGUCACCUCAGACUCCACCAGAGAAGAAGGAAAACAAGGCCAGCACCACACAGAAAAAGGUGCAGUUUUCUCCUCUAGUCCAAGUCCAUGUCAUGCACACCUGGCCGUUUGCUCGCCAAGCUUCUCGUAAAGGACACUGGGAAGAAAUGGCGCGAGACCGUGACCGCUUCCGAAGGCGAAUAUUGGAGCUAGAGAAGGUCAUCGGUCACUGUUUCUCCCACUCCCACAGAGAAAAGAUCCGGGCCUACCUGGACGGUGCCUUGAAAAACCCAGAAGGUCCUGUACACUGAAUGUUUUAUUUCCUUUUUUGGAUGAGAACUUGGGAUUAGUUGCAAUGCAACAGUGAUUUUUGAUUUGGCCCAAUUAGAAAUUUGAUGUUAGGCCAUUUUUAAAUGUUUGGUGUGAAGUUGAACAACCUUGUACCUCAAAAAGGUUUUUUAUAUGUGUUCCUGUUGCACUGACUGACACUUUCUUAUAUUAACCUCAGCAUUAAUGUGUGGAAUGUUGUUUUUGUAUGCCUUAUAUACUGACCUAGUAAUGUAACUUAUUUAUGCCCUAUGGAGCUUGUCUUUUUUUUUUUUUUUUACCAUUGGUUUUCAAUGUUUUUACUUGUGUGAAGAAAUCACAGUAGUGUGAGUUUAGAAGUACUGAAUGUUAUCAUAAGAAAGCAGAGCUUUACAGUACAAAGUGUUUUGGGAUGUUCAGUUUAAGCAUGAUAGAAACAUCAAGUUCUGGUGCAGUUCUUGUGUCCCUGUUUUUCACUUUUAUAUGUAUGUGUUUAUUAUUAUUUAUUUAUUUAUUUUAAAUAAUGCAUUUAUUGGCAGCCUUUGGAUGUUCAGUGUGAAAAAAGGCAGUUUUGAAAUGUGCCACAACACCUUGUCUGAAGUAACUCUCAGCUUCUCAUGGUAUCAUGUAGCCAAAAGAUUUGUUAGUAGCUCUGUGAUUAUAGGUGCUCUGUUGAAUUAAUAAAAAAUGUGUGACUCUA